Molecule: messenger RNA, 1183 nt
Organism: Corticium candelabrum
Lineage: Eukaryota; Metazoa; Porifera; Homoscleromorpha; Homosclerophorida; Plakinidae
Product: dolichyl-phosphate beta-glucosyltransferase-like
Exons: 11
Coding region: 51-1049 (332 amino acids)
Cellular component (GO): endoplasmic reticulum membrane
Source: RefSeq, a predicted model, not a curated record
GCGCUACGGGACACGAGCAGAUCAAGGGUCACAUCACACAGUCACAGGUCAUGGCAGGGAUGCUGGAGCUCGUUCUGUCUUUUCCUGUACUAAUUUUGCUACUGAGUGUGGUCAUACUAGGAAUUCUGAUGAUGUAUAUUGUCUUGUUCGUCACAACGCAGAGAGAACCAGAUUUGUGGCGUCAUGACAGUGAAAUGUAUUUUUCGACUGGAAAUGGUGAAGAACGAGCGCCAUUUCCAAGCCUAGACGACCCUGCGUCCGUCUCUUUGUCUCUCAUCGUGCCAGCAUACAAUGAGAAGGAUAGAUUACCUAUCAUGCUUGACGAGGCUCUUUUUUUUCUUGAAGAACGCUUGAAGGAAGAUUCUAGUUUUUCUUAUGAAGUUAUAGUAGUCGAUGAUGGUAGCAGAGAUUCUACAUCAGAGGUAGUAAUUGAGUAUUCAAAACGUUAUGGAAGUAACAAAGUACGUCUACUGAAGUUCGUCAAGAAUCGUGGAAAGGGUGGUGCAGUUCGUAUGGGUAUGUUGAGCAGUCGUGGCUCAAGACUAUUGUUUGCAGAUGCAGAUGGUGCAACAAGAAUUGAAGACCUAACGAAGCUAGAAGAUGCAUUGUCAAAAGAUGCUCCAGAUCAUGAUGUCGCAGCUAUCUCUGUAGGCUCACGUGCUCAUCUCCAGGAUGAUGCAGUGGCCGAGCGAACAUUCUUCCGAAAUUUCUUGAUGUUUGGGUUUCACUUCUUGGUUUGGUUCUUUUGUGUGAGAGGCAUCAAAGACACACAGUGUGGCUUCAAGAUGUUCACAAGGGCAGCAGCAAGACCCUUAUUCAACAGCAUUCAUGUCAAUCGAUGGGCAUUUGAUGUCGAACUCUUACUGAUAGCACAAAAACUGAACUUGCCCAUUUCUGAGGUGGCAGUCAAUUGGCAUGAGGUGGAAGGUUCCAAACUGGUACCGUUCUGGAGCUGGCUGCAGAUGGCCAAAGACCUGCUGCUUAUAAGUUUUCGAUAUUUGUUUCGCAUAUGGACUGUCUCUCCAGGGACAAAGAGCAAAACGGAUUGACGUAUUGAUGACUCUAACUUAACCUUUUUUGUAUAUGUUGCGAAAAUGUAAGUUGUGGUCAUUGGGCGUUGCCAAUUAUGUCUGCAAUUAGAAUGAAAGCCACAACAAUCAUCAAGUAAUAGGCCUUCGCGGAA